This is a messenger RNA of Pteronotus mesoamericanus, 1495 nucleotides long. It is a transcript of the gene TMEM106C, whose product is annotated as transmembrane protein 106C. NCBI's taxonomy places the organism in Eukaryota, Metazoa, Chordata, Mammalia, Chiroptera, Mormoopidae. Bases 125 to 874 code for a protein of 249 amino acids. The transcript has 8 exons. The record is from RefSeq and is a predicted model, not a curated record.
UGGCCAUUUGGCGCGUGCGCACCGAGUGCGGGCAGCUCCGAGGACUCUAGAGGCAGUGCGGCCACUAACAUGAACUCACUUGACUCCGCAUCCUAGGACAUGACACAGGUGGCACAUCUCGGCCAUGGGAUCCCAGCAUUCCGCCUUCACUCGCCCUUUUUCCUACAAGCGAAAGAAAGAUGACAGAGAGGAUACACUGGAUGAACGGGAGCAGGAAGAAGCCAUUGCCCAGUUCCCAUAUGUGGAAUUCACCGGGCGGGACAGCAUCACCUGUCUCACGUGCCAAGGGACAGGCUACAUUCCAACAGAGCAAGUAAAUGAGUUGGUGGCUUUGAUCCCUCACAGUGAUCAGAGAUUGCGCCCUCAGAGAACUAAACAGUAUGUCCUCCUGUCUGUCCUACUGUGUCUCCUGGCAUUUGGUUUGGUGGCUUUCUUCCUGUUCCCACAUUCAGUCCUUGUGGAUGAUGAUGGCAUCAGAGUGCUGAAAGUCACAUUUAAUAAUCGGGACUCCCUUGUAAUCCUUGCCAUCAAGGCCACCCUGAAAAUCAGGAACUCCAACUUCUACUCUGUGGCAGUGACCAGCCUGUCCAGCCAAGUUCAGUACAUGAAUACAGUGGUUGGGUCAUAUGUGACAACUAACACCUCCCUCAUUCCACCUCGGAGCGAGCAACUGGUCAAUUAUACUGUGCAGGCGGAGAUGGGAGGACCAUUUUCCUAUGUGUACUUCUUCUGCACAUUGCCUGAUAUCAAGGUGCACAACAUAGUGAUCUUCAUGAGAACUUCAGUGAAGAUUUCAUACAUUGGCCACAUGACUGAGAGCUCCUUGGAGACACAUCACUAUGUGGAUUGCGGAAAAAAUUCCUCAGCUGUUUAGAAACUGCUUUUGGUUCUUCCUUGGCAGCAUCUGUCAGAAGAGACACAGCAUCUGCUUCCAGGGCCUGAGUUCCGUACCUGCCGCAAGUGGUGGAAGUAAAGGAGAAACUGGUCCUCUUAAUCCCCAGCACACACCCUCCUGCCCCUUGGGAGGAAAACUCAACUCUCUAGCACCGUUGAUGUUUCUCCAAACCAGCAGAACCACUGCCCACCACCCAGUCUGUGCCCAGCAAAUAAUAGGCGCUCAAGGUGUGAAGAAUUUAAUUCAGAUCUUUUCAGCCAUUCUUAGAGCAGUGUAAAUCGGAAGCAUACCGUGGUACUAGGUCACAAAACCAGGGUUACAUGCAGAGAGGACUGUUGGCGCAGCUGCGCAGCUGUUAGCAGGACCCAUCUGCAGACAGGGCAGUGGGGGGAGGGGAUAUUUGAAUACACAAAAGAGAGCACAGACCAUUCUGUGAAAAUUUUUCAUCUCCCAAAUGCCUAGUAACUUUUUUUUUAAAAGCAGAACUCUUUUUCCUUGUAGAAAGUUCUAGUUGUUUAUACUAAGAGUCUAUGUGGGGCUUGAUUAACCCUUCAUCCAUUGGCUGGAACAUGGAUUGGGGAUUUGGUAGAAAAAUAAACC